AAGUGGAACGGAAGCCGGUAGCAGAUAUUUACCAAAACUACCCCUCGCGAAUCUUUCCCAUAUCCCCUUGCUUCCUUCCUCUUCCCAAACUACAUCUCACGUAAAAUUACCAAAAUGCCAUUGCUUUGAGAGCUCCCGUGACUCUUAAAAUAUUACAAAAAACCCCUGCAAUUUCCUUGUUUAUUAUCUAAGGUUCUCAGAUUCCAUUCCCCCAAAUUUACCAAAAUGCCACUCACCUGACAAUCCGAAAUUGAUAAGUAGCGCACGACCCUACUCCCUCUCCACAGCGUUCUGUUUUCUUAUAGCUCUCCAUUUCCAAGAUUCCUUAAAAUUACCAAAAUGCCAUCCUUCUUCUAAUUACCAAACUGCCACUCAUUAGAGCUCCUGCAAAACCCUGCAGAAAUUCUUUAAUUUGUUUGUUUUUUUCUGUUUCAGGAGCUUUAAAUUCCCUUAAAUUACCAAAAUGCCAUUCGUCUAACCUUUUUAAAACCCUCUCAUUCUUCUGUUUUUUUAUUCUUAGGAUUUGAUAGAUGGAGAAGAUUAUCAGAACCUUCUCUCUUGUGAUUUUUCUAGGGUUUAUUACUGUAGUGGCGGUUGAUGGGAUAAAUCUCUGGCCAAUGCCAAAGUCGGUGAGCUAUGGAUCGUUGUCGUUGUAUCUGAGCAAGGAAUUCGAGCUUCGAACUGAUUAUAAAGAUGCUUCCGGGAUAUUGAAGGAAGGAUUCUCGAGGUUUCUUGAUGUUAUCGAAUCGGCGCAUGUUGUUGAUGGGACAGUGACUGGUCAGGCAGCUGCUCUUGAAGGAUUGCAUGUGGUCGUUUCAUCGUCAGAUGAUGGGUUACAGUUUGGUAUUGAUGAGUCCUACAAGUUAUCUAUACCUGCAACCGGAAGUCCUAUAUAUGCUCAUCUUGAGGCACAGACAGUAUACGGGGCUCUUCAUGGAUUGCAGACUUUUAGCCAACUGUGCCAUUUCAACUUCACAACCAGGAUAAUCGAAGUUCACCGGGCACCAUGGGUCAUCAUAGAUCGGCCAAGGUUCUCUUAUCGUGGGCUUUUAAUUGAUACUUCUCGACAUUAUCAGCCUUUGCCGAUGAUAAAGAAUGUCAUUGAUGCUAUGGCCUAUACAAAGUUGAAUGUUCUACAUUGGCAUAUCGUAGAUACAGAGUCUUUUCCAUUGGAGAUACCCUCAUAUCCAAAACUGUGGAAUGGUGCUUAUUCUGUUUCAGAACGCUAUACAACUGCAGAUGCAAUUGAAAUUGUACAGUAUGCACAGAAACGAGGGAUUAAUGUACUGGCCGAGAUUGAUGUACCAGGGCAUGCUCUCUCAUGGGGUAUUGGCUAUCCUUCUCUGUGGCCAUCCUUGGAUUGUCAGCAGCCACUUGAUGUCAGUAAUGAGUUUACGUUCAAAGUAAUAGAUGGAAUUCUUUCAGAUUUCAGCAAGGUAUUCAAGUUCAGAUUUGUCCACUUGGGAGGUGAUGAGGUUGACACAAGUUGCUGGACGGUAACUCCUCAUGUAAAGAAAUGGUUAACUAAACAAGGACUGAAUGGAUCUCAAGCUUAUGAAUACUUUGUCUUGAGAACACAGAAAAUAGCAUUGUCCCAUGGGUAUGAAAUUGUCAACUGGGAGGAAACAUUCAACAACUUCGGCAGCAAAUUAAGCCCAAAAACAGUGGUGCAUAACUGGCUCGGUGGAGGUGUUGCUCAGAAAGUGGUUGCUGCAGGGUUAAGGUGCAUUGUCAGCAACCAGGACAAGUGGUAUUUGGACCACUUGGAUACCUCAUGGCAGCAAUUUUACAUGAACGAGCCACUCACAAACAUCACAAACCCGAAACAGCAGAAACUAGUCAUUGGGGGUGAGGUAUGCAUGUGGGGCGAGCACAUUGAUGGAUCAGAUAUUGAGCAAACCAUUUGGCCACGUGCUGCAGCAGCUGCAGAACGUUUGUGGACGCCUUUUGAGAAGCUGGCUAAGGAUCCAAAGAAGGUUACAGGAAGGUUGGCUCACUUCAGGUGUCUGCUGAAUCAAAGAGGAGUUGCUGCUGCCCCAUUGGCCGGACCUGGUCGAGUUGCCCCUGACGAACCAGGCUCUUGCUAUAGGCAGUAGUCUGCUCCAAUCCACUGGCCAGAAAGUUGCCAAGUUUGUGUAACAUUCUACAGGUUGUGAUGCGCGAGAUUCUUACCUCCGGAUUCGACCAAUCUCGGAAGAAAGGAUUGCCUCAUUGGUGUCUGAAAUUCAGGUAGGAUUUUUAUUUUUAUUUUUAUUUUUUGAAAUAAAGCAUUUUACCCCCUCAGCAUAAAUUGGGCAGUGUCAUGGGUUAAUUUGCCUUGUAUUAUGUGAACCAGUUUUUCUUGAUCAAUGCACUCAUUGCUUAGCUGCA
Magnolia sinica is the source of this 2370-nucleotide messenger RNA. RefSeq names its product beta-hexosaminidase 3-like. The coding region runs from base 531 to 2096 and encodes 521 amino acids. Lineage: Eukaryota; Viridiplantae; Streptophyta; Magnoliopsida; Magnoliales; Magnoliaceae. The record is from RefSeq and is a predicted model, not a curated record. Gene Ontology annotation, molecular function: beta-N-acetylhexosaminidase activity. The transcript has 14 exons. Gene Ontology annotation, biological process: carbohydrate metabolic process; glycosaminoglycan metabolic process. Gene Ontology annotation, cellular component: membrane.